Saccostrea cuccullata (small rock oyster) is the source of this 644-nucleotide messenger RNA. Its product is annotated as A disintegrin and metalloproteinase with thrombospondin motifs 9-like. Gene Ontology annotation, molecular function: zinc ion binding; metalloendopeptidase activity. The record is from RefSeq and is a predicted model, not a curated record. Lineage: Eukaryota; Metazoa; Mollusca; Bivalvia; Ostreida; Ostreidae. The transcript is spliced from 3 exons. The coding region runs from base 117 to 491 and encodes 124 amino acids.
AAUCUUUGCCAGCUCUGUAUUGUAAUAUAUGCCAAUCUCUCUGCAUUUUAUAUUUUUAUAAAGUGAUAUUUCUCGUGGAACAUUUGUCUUUCUGCAUAUUUUUAUACUUAUAGGAUAUGUCUGUGAAUGGAACAGAUUAUACGUUUGCAGUGCGUACAGGGAAUUUCAGUCUUUCUUUUGGACAAACAAGUGACUGUGCUGGAGAAAUAAACUUUGUCAGAAAAACCUGUCCUCGAUUUUCCGGAGCAAAAAUCAAUACUCGAGGAACAGGGAUGAUAGUUGAUCCUACUAUUAUAUUCGGUAGACUGAAAAACAGCUAUGCAACUAGUGUACUGGAUUUUCAGAAUUCAACAGACGGAGCGGAAAUUUCCUUCCGGUGUGGCGGAUGGUGUGGAAGUUGUGGUCCAGUUAAAAAAGAAAUAAAAUUUAUUUUGACAACAGAAGCGGUUCCAGUUUCUGAAGCACAGUCGGUGGUUUGUCCUGUGAAAUAAACUCCAAGGUCCCAGAAACCACACUCAUCAUAAAGAGAAUGGUAUUCUCUUCUGGAAAAAAAAACUUGGAGCAUCUGACUUUAACAACAAUAAUUUAUAAUUGAUUUUCCUUCCAUUCAUCUUAUGACUAUCUUUUUAAAUUAUCACUUUGGA